UUCACUAGCUCCUCCUACUUGACUAGCUAGCCAGCUAGCCGCUGUAAAAGCGGCCAGAAAUCUUUAAAAUAACAUUGAGGGCCUCCUGGAUGAGACAUAUUCACCCAGAAAACACAAGAAACUGCCUUUAUGGGACGCUUGAUCGGUGGAUAUUACGACGCGAUGGCCAGCUAGCGAGCAGUCUAAAGCUAGCUGCAGCUAGCUGGUCGGCUAGCCGGGGUUGGAGCUCCGGACCCCCGCAUCCAACUCUGUCUUUUUCGCCUCUAUGAAAUUAGUUUCCGUGCCAUGCCAUUUUUGAUUUAACAGAGCGUUUGUUCUUACGUUUAUUAAAUUAUAUUAGUAAGGGAAAGGUUUUCCUUUUAUAAUAUGUAGGUCACUGUACCCGACCAAUGAUAGUUAUAUGGGUCAUCAUCGGGUUAACCUAUGAGCAGGAACAGCUGGUUAGCACGGUAGCUAGCUGCUUUGGUAUUUUUUUAAAAUAUCAGUUAUCAAUAACAGAAAGGCAAUAACGUUAAUGCACAUGCUUUUGUUAGUGCGGAUUACUCUGCAGCGUGUGUGGCUGAGGCUAGCAUCGAGUGGAACAUUUAUUUUUUUUCCAUGUUUUGGAGUCGUCGCUGGACCAUCGUUAGCUAACUUGGCUAACUAGCCGGAUCCUGUUAGCUCAAUUAACCGAGCAGCUUCACCAACUAACCAGGAAACUAAGUAAUCAUGCUGAGUAAGGAGCCGUGUUUCCUCCGCGCCUAGCAGCAGCAGCUUGGUGCAGACAAAGUGGACUGUUUCUGGGGUUUGGUGAGAGGAGGGAUGGCAUUUCACGGUGCAGGCCGGCAGACCGUCUGUGGAGACUUGUUUCCGGGCUCUGAGUUGGGCCACAAGUAUUUCUGUGUCAACUCCUCCUGCGGAGCCCCCUCCACGGGCCUCAGUGCUACGCCGUGCCUGACUGGACCCACCGCCCCGGCUGGGACCCCUCGUCACCCCACAGCUCUCGGAGGGAGCACCGGCGGCGGAGCAGCAGUGCCUCAGCCCUACAGCAACCCGGCCAGCGAGGUGCCCAGCCCUGCAGAAAUGGAGCCAGACCGCCCCAUUGGUUAUGGCGCUUUUGGUGUUGUCUGGUCCGUUACUGAUCCACGUGACGGUCGCAAGGUGGCUUUGAAGAAGAUGCCUAAUGUCUUCCAGAACCUGGUUUCUUGUAAGAGGGUCUUCAGAGAGUUGAGGAUGCUCUGCUUCUUCAAACAUGACAAUGUUUUGUCAGCUCUGGAUAUUUUGCAGCCUCCACAAAUCGACUGCUUUGAGGAAAUCUACGUGAUAACAGAACUGAUGCAGAGCGACCUCCACAAAGUGAUCGUGUCUCCUCAGCCUCUCACCACCGACCACAUCAAGGUCUUCCUCUAUCAGAUCCUCCGAGGUUUGAAGUACCUGCACUCUGCUGGGAUCCUGCACAGGGACAUCAAGCCUGGAAACCUGCUGGUCAACAGCAACUGCCUGCUCAAGAUUUGUGACUUUGGCUUGGCACGGGUGGAGGAGCCUGACCCGUCCCGUCACAUGACCCAGGAGGUGGUGACACAGUACUACAGAGCGCCAGAGGUGCUGAUGGGCUGCCGACACUACGGCUCUGCCAUCGACGUCUGGUCGGUGGGCUGCAUCUUCGCAGAGCUGCUGGGACGCCGCAUCCUCUUCCAGGCUCAGAGCCCCAUUCAGCAGCUGGAUCUGAUCACAGACCUGUUGGGAACGCCUCCUCUGUCGGCCCUGGCAUCAGCCUGCGAAGGAGCCAGAGCCCACAUCCUGAGGGGGCCGCACAAACCGCCGUCGCUGUCAGUGCUCUACAUGCUGUCUGAUGGAGCCACACACGAGGCGGUGCACCUGCUCUGUCGGAUGUUGGUGUUUGAUCCGGCCAAACGUAUCUCCGGCAGCGACGCCCUCUCACACCCGUACCUGGACGAAGGGCGUCUGCGUUACCACACCUGCAUGUGUCAGUGCUGCUAUUCUGUUCCCAGCGGGCGAGUCUACACCCGAGACUUUGAGCCGGUCGCCGAACGGCCGUUCAGCCACAGCUACGAGAACAGUCUGCUUUCUGUGUGGCAGGGAAAAGAGUUAAUCCAUCGCUUCAUCACGGAGCACCAGCAGGGCAAACGAGUGCCGCUGUGCAUCAACCCUCAGAGUGCUGCCUUCAAGACCUUCAUCAGGUCCACUGCAUGGCACUCCUCCAAGGUGUCCAGGAAGGAGGAGAGAUGAACGGUCCUCCUCUUUCUUAUGAGGGGCGACAUCAGAGUUUGAGAAAGGAUUUAUUGGCCGUGAAAAUACUGAAGAGUUUGGGUCUUUUUCUUCUUGUUUUUUUUUUGUUUUGUUUUUUUUUUCCACCUGGCGAGGUAGAGGGGAACAACACUCCCAACGUAAGAGGGGGAAACAGCCGACCCACCUGAGCUCCUCCUGAAAAUCCUCAUCAUUUUUUUCCCUCCUAUAAAUCUACUAAGUUUCCAGAUUAUGAAAACUACUGCUUCACUUUUUUAAACGACCCAAACAGCUGAUGCUCGAGGCGUUUCCGGUGCUGAAUUAAAAAAUAAAAAAAUGCUGCUGAAGUGCUGGAGGAGGGAUAAGAAAGAGGAACUUGGUACUAGAUUGGAUUUUCCAUCUAUAUUAGCAGAGACAUUAAGAAAUAAUGAUUUUAAUUGUUUGGUAGAAUUGUUGCUUAGCUAAUUUUUUGAAGUCAUUCCAGCCCUGUGCAAUAUGGUUUAAUUUAAACAAGCGGUAAACACGCCGGGGGAGACCGAACACUCCGUGUGUGUUCACUUGCCAGCCGGAUUUUCAGACACUUGCUACAUGAUCAGAUCAGAUACCCAAAACAAGACCCGCCAAAUGACAUGACACCAUGAACCGCCAAACACCGCCAAGGUUUUCCUUUUUUUUUUUAUUAUUAUUAUUUUUUUAACUACAUUUGAACACAUCACUCACUGUGUUUUCGCCGCAACUCAAUGCGGCGUUAAUAAUGCAAUUAAACAGAUGUAGCAGGUUUUAACCACAGAGUUCCCCAGUGUUCCUCCAUACACACAGUUAGCUUUGUUAUUGUUUUAGUUUCUGUUCCUCUCGUUGAGUUGUCUGGUCCUGGAUCAGUGUUGUUUCACCACCUUUAGAAACCUGCCUCAUUCAGCAGGAGAGAAUUUAAUCAGGAUACAAAUCUAGAAACAGGAAAUCAUUCCCCACAGUUUUACUGACGUCAACAGACCAUCUCAUUGCAAACUAUUUUAUUUUCAAGUCAUGACAGGAAAGUGUGACUUUAAGUCAUCUGAAACGAUGUUCUGCAGAAAGAUGCCAAAACUAUGAAUUUGGCAACUUGUUUUUUUCAACACGUAUUAUUUUAACACACCACAUGGGUUUUAUUCCCUGCAGCCCUCCUCUGCUUCGACUUUUUGUCCCACCAACGGAAGGAGAAACAGGAAGCAACAAUGUUUUUUUUUUUUUGUUUUUUUUUGUUUGUUUUUUUUGUAAUUUCUUAAUUUAUUGAGUGUUUGUUGAAGAAUGUGUGUCUCCACCCUUUUUGGUUUGAAGUGUCUCGGUUACCUCAAACUCCUGAAAAGAGAAAAAGAACUGAUAUGUGCAUAUCUGUAAAGUGAACCCCUCUCGUCACACCUUUAACGUCAUUCCUCCAGAUUCAGUGACUACUUCUUUUACCUCGUGCUCGCUCCUCGCCUCUUGCCCCGCAGCUCAGAAUUAGUGUGAGGAUUUUUGAGAGAAGGAUGUUGUCGGUGAAAUGCUGCUGUUUUUGUUGUCUUUUGUUUCUUUUAGUUUGUCGUUUUUACUUCCUGUUUUAGUUUCAGGCUCAGGUGUCCCGUUAAUAGACUAUGUAUUGUACAAAGCCACAUAAGGAUGCACCAGUAUUGAUCCUGGUUUGGAUUAUCAGUAAAGUACCAUAUCAGAUUCUACACUGUAAGACGUUUAGUAGAAGAUAUGUAUCAUAUCGGAAGGGAUUUCUGUCCUGUGUCGUCAAACUGACUUUAUCAUCAAACACACAGGUGACUAAGUCUACCAUCUAAUUGGGUUCACUUCCUCUCGUGUUGCAGUGAAAUCAAAAGUGAACAUACUGGUGGUUUUUACAUGUUUAACCCUUUAAACUACAAACUUAGGAAAUCAUCCUGAAAGUGUUAGUUCAGUGGACAUGAACAUGCAAAGACGUGAAAGUUGCUGCAGAUCGAUAAGACAAUUAAACUUUUAGUUGUCACUUAAUGGUUUGGUUCAGCAGUCCAAAACUCAAAAGAUGUUCAGUUUACUUCAAGAAACUAUUCAGAUUUCAGAAACUGGAAGUGAAUUUUUGACUUAAACCCAGUAACCCCUUUGAGGAAAAAGUGCUGACUUUAGCACACUGGCAGCGCUGAGUUAACUGAAGAUGCACCAUUUUGGUCAUCGUCCUGACUGCAAGACAAAACCUCCAACUACGACACAAACAUCUGCAGAAAGUUUUCAGUUUGUGAAAGUUUAUGUAGCUGAAAUGAACUGAAACUGAAGUCUGUGCUUUGACAAAAAGUUCAGGAGUAUUGUCAUUUGUAGAUAAAUCUGUGAAACAUGAACAACCAUCAGUAUGAUCCUCUGGUUUCUGGUGACGCUCCCAAGAUGUUUGGUCCCUUUUUGACUGCAGGAACUUUUCCAGGAACCUUUUUAAGGACCUCAGGAACUUUUGCAAUGACAGUCAACUGGUGCCAACCAAGUGACGGCCAGCCACCCCAGAAUUCACCUCAGUUUGUCUUGUCCCAUGCUAAAAUUCACCUCUGACCAGACUGUUUGCUUUUUCAUCCACGUUUGGUUCAUUUGAUUUGAGGCUCCUGAGAACACACCGAAGGAACCUCCUGGUUUAGUUCCUGUGGCUCUUUAGUCGCGAGGAGUCUUGUACAUGUCCUGUACCUCCAGCAGGCGGGGCCCCUGAGCCUCCAGGUGCCGGAGCGUCUUUGUCGGUCCCUCACAGUUUUCUGAUUUUCUAACACCUGAAACCUCAGCUCCUCUUCUACAGGAACACAGCGAGUCUCUGUGAGCAGCUCAUCACUGAGGCUGACUUGUAUAUCUGCAUGUGUAUAUUUAUUAUCCCAUGGAGAGCAUUUGGGUUUGAAUGCUGUGCAAUUGGUUGAGUUUGUCGACGAUGACGAAAACGUACAUUUUGUGGUAAUUUUUUUAUUUAAUUCAUCUUUAGGAAGUGAUUUUUAUUAGAAGUUUUGUUUUUGUUUGUUGUGAUCUGAUUAGAUUUUUACAAAAGCAGUAGGGAGAUUGUUUUGAGAAUUGUUCCCUAAAAACAUUUGAAAGAAAAAAAAGCAAGUAAACCUCUGCGUGAUGUCAGCACUAAUAUGUUUAUUUUCAGUUGGUGUUGUGAAAUCGUGCAACUUUUCAUUUUGAUAAUACAACAGAAAGUAACUGAUAUAAACUUAUUAGUGAAGAGUUAUCAGUAUAAUUUGUCUUUAAAUUACAUCUUCAUGUUCUCAAACUGCUGAGUUAGUUCCCUGAAAUUAACAUUAAUGUUCUCUCCUUUACAAUGUGUCUCUUAUUCCCUGAACACUCCCACUGUGGAUCUAAAGCUUAAUUACAAUCUUUGUCCUUAAAGCCAUGUCUGAUUUGUGUAAAGGUUGCCAAAGGGGAAAAAUGGUGGUUUUAUUUAAAAAGAAAACACAUCCUGUCUCAAACUUUUUAAAUAUCAUACAGAGACUGCCAUCUUUCUCUACCUCUAACCAAAGUGUUCUGAGCGCCUAAACAUAACAUUAAAAAUGUUAAAGCUACGGUUAAUACGAAACUAAGAAAAAAGUGAAAAUUUGGCAGAUACGUUGUGUCUGCACAUCUUGCAACUUUGCAGAAGAGUUUAAAAAAUGAACAUUGAACAUUUUGUUGAUUUACAAAUCUUGGUGUUUCUAUGAAAUGUCAGAAUACAAUUUCCUGUUGCAGUUUCCCCGAAUGACGUCUUUAAAUUACAUUAUUUUGUCAGGUGAUACAGUUUACUGAAAAUGAAUUGCAGAAGAUAGAACUCCAGAUUUUUGUUGAAAAAAUAACUGAAAAGAAUAAAUUAUAUAUAAUGUAAUAUAAAUACAAAUAUAACAUUAGCAAAUAGAAAACACAAAAUUAAUUUAUCAAAACAAGGGGUCAUUUGAGGGAGUGAUUUGUUCAUUUGAAGCUCAAAUUUACUCAUUUAGGGAACAAUGAAUCAAAACUUUUUCCCUUUUGGACUUUUUCUUUAUUUCCUUUAUUUCUGUUGUUGUGUUGAGUAGAGAUCCUUCAGGUGAGAACCAGUUUUUAAACUAGAUGACCUCCCUGCACACUGUUCAGAGAUCAGCUGACAAGUGCAUUUUGAGUCUUUGAUUCAGCUCUAGUCUGUAGAUGAUUAAAGCAGAGUGGGACAGACAGACAGACAGACGGCUGGUCAUCUUUAGAAAUUAGACUCGUUUUUCUUCUAUGAAAAGAAACUUGAUGUUUUUAUUAUUAUAAAUAUGAAACUGAUGUUUUGUCUUCGUUUUAGCAAAAAAAAAGUUUUGUUUGUUUUUUUUGACUUGUGUUCCCAACAAAUACUUGAAUUUCUUAAAAAAAAUGUUUAGAGUUAAAGUAGUGAAUGAUAAAUAAAUAAAUGGACACUGGAUAAUAAUCCUCUAAUGUUUACAUGUCACUUUUUUUCUUAACAACUUGACCUGAAUGUGUCAGUUGGCCCAGGUAAGGGUCAGUGAGCCUGUUUAUACCCGGUAUCAUCAUGCGUCUUUGGUGAUCCGAUCACACGCGGACAGUUCCAUGUCUGUCUGUUCACACCUGGCAUUAGAAAGCAUCUCCAAAUGCGUCUGGGGUGAGCACUUGUGAUCGGAUCUCACUUCCCUGCUCUAUAUGCAAAUAAACACAAAUCAUUAUCGAUGCAAAGACCAAAUGUGUUGUUGUUUUGAACUGGCAGGAGCUUUGUAGUUCUAUACGCACACUUAGCUUGUGUUAACAGGAAAAAGUUGAACUAACUGACCAUUCACCUGGAGUAGUGUGGCUUCAGGACAUCAGCUAGAACGUCAGCUGAGUAGGCCGUUGUUCACUGUGGUGCAGGACACAUUAGUGUUCGCACUGCUAAAAGAAUGUGGACCACACUCUGAAUGUGGUGGAAGUGAUUGGAUCACAAUGCGUCUUGGUGGUCAUUGAGACUUGGAUUCAGCGCUGUUCACUUGUGAUCGGAUCUCCCAAGACAUGAUAAUACCAUGUAUAAACAGGUUCAAUAAGAAGUCUGUGAAAAGAUGUUUGGAUGGAAGUUUAAUGGAUGUGGUUGUAAAUAAAGCUUUCAAAAUCUGUGAGAACAGUUUGUAGAUGUGCUGAAAAGAUUUGUAAUCUUAAUUUACAAAGUCAUAUGCAUCCAUAGGCUCUGAAAUGAUUUAUGAACAGACCUUCACCAGCUUCAGAUUGCACAGUGCUUAAAAAAAAAUAAGGGAACACUUAAUGGUCACAGUCUAACACCAAGUCAGUUAAACUAUAGGGAUAUCAAUGUGUCCAUUUAGGAAGCUCAAGCUAUUAUGAACUAGUUUUACCUGCUUUGGUACAGAUAAAAGUGACAACAGGUGCAAUGGAGAGGCAAAAGCAAGACAACCUCCAAAGAGGGAAUGGUCCUGCAUACAGCUGACCAAACUGUCAGAAACAGACUCCAUGAGGGGGGCAUGAGGGCCCGACAUCCUCUAGUGGGACAUGUGCUCACAGCCCAGCACGUGCAGCUUGAUUGGCAUUCGCCUGAGAACACCAGAAUUGGCAGGUCUGCCAUUGGUGCCCUGUUUUCUUCACAGAUGAGAGCAGGUUCACACUGAGCACAUGUGACAGGCAUGAAAGAGUCUAGAGACGCUGUGGUGACUGUUAUGCUGCCUGUGACAUCCUCCAGCAUGACCGGUUUGGUGGUGGGUCAGUGAUGGUCUGGGGAGGCAUAUCCUUGGAGGGCCGCACAGACCUCCAUGUCUACUUUAACACCAACAGUACCCUGACUGCUGUUAGGUAUCCUCAGAGCGACUGUCAGACCUUUCGCUGGUGCAGUGGGCCCUGGGUUCCUCCUGGUGCAGGACAAUGCUCAGCCUCUUGUGGCCAGAGUGUGUAGGCAGUUCCUGGAUGGCGAAGGCAUUGAUGACCUUUUACUGGCCCUUUGGUUCCCCUGACUUAAAUCCAAUUGAGCACCUAUGGGAUGAUAUGUAUCGCUGCAUCCAACAUCACCUAGUACCGCCACAGACUGUCCAGGUGCUGACUGAUGCCCUGAUCCAGGUCUGGGAGGAGAUCCCCCAGGACACCAUCCACUAACUCAUCAAGAGCAUGUCCAGAUGUUGUGGGUGCAUACAGGCACACUGGGCCAAAUGCUCUACUGAGCCACAUUAUGAGUUGCCGUGAAAAAAUUCACUCAAGCUGGAUCAGCCUGUGAUUUCAUUUUCUUAUUUUGAUUUUCAGUGUGAUUUUGAAUACAGCUCUCAGUGGGUUGAUGGUUGUGGUUUCCACUGACCAUUGUUACUUCAUUUUGUCCUCAACAAAUCAUACAAUGUACACCAGUAAAGAUUUUCAACUUAAAUAAUUCGUUCAUCGGGACCUGAUGUGUGAUUUAAGUGUUCCCUUAAUUUCUUUUUAACAGUGUAUUAUGGGCCAAUAUACACAUCAUAUCAAGGUGUCAUGUUUUCUGCAUGUUAAAGAUUCACAUUUUAAAGUUCAUAGAACCCAUUCAUGCUGCUCACAUUAAUCAAAAAUCAAAGGUAAGGAAAUAUACAAAUUAAUGGAUGAAUUGAUAAAGCAGGAGUUAAACUGAAGUAAUUUUAUAAUCCCAUAAUCAGAAUGACUUUAAAACUACUUGGUGACUGAAUAAAUUAACUGACAUGAAAAUGUAUGGUGGUGUUUACAGUGCAUGCCACAUAACCUUCUCGUCAUCACCAUUUCCUGUCUGCCUCUUCUCUGUGCAUUUUCCAAUAAAAACAGAAAAAAAUGAAAUAUCAGCAUCAGAAUAUACUCAAAAGACCCAAAAGUAAAAGUACUCUGUGCAGAAUGGCCCCUUUCAGAAUGAUGUAUAUUUGGACUAUAAUUAUUGAUGCAUGAAUGUGUUCAUAACUUUAAUGUUGAAGCUUGUAAAUUACUUUAUAUACAGCUGGGUAGUUUUAUCUGUACAAUAAAUCAUAAUUUAUUUGUUGAUUUGUAGUGUUAAUAAUGUGAAUCUGUAAAGUAGGCCUGACUAAAAGUUU
This is a messenger RNA of Epinephelus moara (kelp grouper), 9176 nucleotides long. It is a transcript of the gene nlk1, whose product is annotated as nemo-like kinase, type 1. The transcript is spliced from 12 exons. The coding region runs from base 802 to 2229 and encodes 475 amino acids. Gene Ontology annotation, molecular function: ATP binding; MAP kinase activity. The record is from RefSeq and is a predicted model, not a curated record. Gene Ontology annotation, cellular component: cytoplasm; nucleus. NCBI's taxonomy places the organism in Eukaryota, Metazoa, Chordata, Actinopteri, Perciformes, Serranidae. Gene Ontology annotation, biological process: intracellular signal transduction; protein phosphorylation.